UACGACAAAUAAGAAAAAAUUGGAUAGACAUACUAGAACAGUCGGGAGAAGGAGCAAGUUAGCUAGAUGAACGACGACGUAUGGUAGUGUUGGGAGAUGUGGUUGCAUGUUCGUAUGUCCGUCCAAAUGCAAACGAAUGGGGCGCGGUAAACAGCAAUCCAGCACCAAAGCAAUUCACAAAAGGUGUGUCGCUGGAACAGCAACACACCUCAGAGAAAACGAAUUCCACUAGCCGACAACCUCGUGCAGUAGUAUUGCACGCCGGAAUGUUGGGUAUAUUGAUUGUUUAA
This is a messenger RNA of Laccaria bicolor S238N-H82, 290 nucleotides long. RefSeq lists its product as uncharacterized. The transcript has a single exon. The record is from RefSeq and is a predicted model, not a curated record. The coding region runs from base 81 to 290 and encodes 69 amino acids. Lineage: Eukaryota; Fungi; Basidiomycota; Agaricomycetes; Agaricales; Hydnangiaceae.